AUGGUAGUUAAGUUUGGUGUUGACUAUGAGACAAGCCCUUUGCCUACAAGGCAAGUUCAUUUGUAUUUGCUCCCUCGUAAUUUAAUUCCAGGAUGUGUACCUACACAUCAACGGAUUUAUUACUGUGACGGUGUUAAUGAUUUCAGACACAUGGUUGGUCCGAUCAAUGGAAUAUUCUUACUAGAGAAUGGACAUUUUCUGAAUGUUCGAUUUGCCUGGUGGAAUCCUGCGAUUAAACAGUGUAGGGUUGUUCCGAAGAUUGAAUUUGAUGUAGAAGAAAAUUUUGAGGACUGCAGCAGAUCACUUGGAAUAGGUUUUGACAGAACGAAUCAGGACUACAAGAUUAUCUAUUUUCGAACAUUUAGCAUUAAAUUUACAUCAGUUGUUUAUCCUAAGAUAUUUACUGCUCUGUACUCGACUAAAAAUGACUCGUGGAAGUUCUUGGAACCGAAUUUCUCUCAUGAAUCUCAAAUAUCUUUUUCGCAAAAUUUCACUUGCCAGAAUGGAGUUUAUUAUUGGCUGGCCAGCAGUAAUUGGAGUUGUGACAAAGAAAAUGUGUACAGUGUUUUGUCAUUUGAUUUUGAAACUGAACUUUUCAAGAUAAUGCCAGGGCCACCUAUUCCAGGUGAAUACUGGGCUAGAUUAGUGUUACGCGGUAGAUCAAUUGCAGUUAUGGCUAGUAAAGACGUGUCGAUAGCUAUGACAGCAGAAUAUGAUAUAUGGCAAAGGAUUGGAGAGAAUAAUUGGAUCAAAGUAUACACGGUGAAUCCUCCUAUACCCUAUCAUAUGCCUAAUGGGAUGUGGGAGUAUGAUAAGUAUGUUUACGAACUAACACAAAGUUACAGGUUGAUGUGGUAUGAUCAGAACGCUAAACAAGCUACGAGUCUUGGAUUUGAUUUUUUUAUACGUCUACUAUCUGGUUUUGCUUGGCCUUUAGAUUAUAAGGAGAGUUUAUUUCCAAUUCCAGUAAGGACAGAAAAUCCUACUGAGAAGGAUACUGCUGAAUAUUUCUUCAGAAAGUAUUAA
This is a messenger RNA of Solanum lycopersicum (tomato), 1026 nucleotides long. NCBI's taxonomy places the organism in Eukaryota, Viridiplantae, Streptophyta, Magnoliopsida, Solanales, Solanaceae. The record is from RefSeq and is a predicted model, not a curated record.